AAUUUCCAGACCCCUCUCUCUCUCUCUCGCUCUCUCAUUCCAUUUUUUCCGAUUCUAUUUCUCUCGCUAUUUUCUCCCGUUGUCUUCGGAUUUCCGGCGGUGAGGUUUUUUAUUUCGUUGAUUGUGUUUGUUUUUGUUGUCGGCUCUUUUUUUAGAGCUCAGAAACCAGAGGGAAGAGUGGCGGAGGAGCGGCGGAGGAAGAGCUCUAAUCUGUAAUGGGUUGCUUUUGUUGCUUCGGUUCAUCGAGCAAGAAACCGGAGAAAAUCGAACAAAACAACCCUAACACCUUCAAUUCCAAAACUCACAAGCCCGAUGAUCGAACUCCUUCAGAUAAACCCAAAGUAAAUUCAAGUUUAGCAGUGAAAAGGGAUUCUGAUGUGAAGGUUGUUGUGUCUAAAGAUGAUCAAUUAGCUUUAGAUGUUAAGAAAUUGAAUUUGAAAGAUGAAGUUUCUGAGGAAGGAGAAACCAAUGGCCGUGCUAAGACUUUUACAUUUGAAGAACUUAAGGCUGCAACAGGUAAUUUCAGGUCAGAUUGCUUCUUGGGUGAAGGAGGAUUUGGCAAAGUUUAUAAAGGGUACUUGCAGCAAGUUAGUGAGGUUGUUGCAAUCAAACAACUCGACCGCAAUGGAGUUCAAGGAAUUCGGGAGUUUGUUGUGGAAGUCUUGACUUUAAGUUUAGCUGAUCACCCUAACCUUGUUAAACUCAUUGGCUUUUGUGCUGAAGGGGAUCAGAGGCUGUUGGUUUAUGAAUAUAUGCCAUUGGGAUCUUUGGAAAACCAUUUACACGAUCUUCGACCCGGUGUAAAGGUAAUUGAUUGGAACACAAGAAUGAAAAUAGCAGCAGGUGCAGCGAAGGGUUUGGAGUAUUUGCAUGAGAAGAUGAAGCCCCCGGUUAUCUAUCGUGAUCUGAAAUGCUCGAACAUUUUGCUCGGUGAAGGAUAUCAUCCAAAGCUAUCUGAUUUCGGAUUAGCUAAAGUUGGUCCCAGUGGGGAUAAAACCCAUGUUUCAACCAGGGUUAUGGGCACAUAUGGGUAUUGUGCACCAGAUUACGCAAUGACCGGUCAGCUGACGUUCAAAUCAGAUAUUUACAGCUUUGGUGUUGUUUUAUUAGAACUCAUCACUGGCAGGAAAGCGAUCGAUCAUUCAAAGCCUCAUUCGGAACAAAAUCUUGUUGCUUGGGCGCGACCAUUGUUCAGAGACCGGAAGAAGUUCUCACAAAUGGUUGAUCCAAUGCUUCAAGGACAUUAUCCUGUGAGAGGAUUAUACCAAUCUCUUGCCAUAGCAGCAAUGUGUGUUCAGGAGCAACCGAACAUGCGUCCAGUUAUAUCCGACGUGGUUACUGCUUUAAACUACCUAGCCUCCCAGAAAUACGAUCCUCAAACACAACCAAACCAUAGCUCCCAAAAGAGACCACCUUCUCCUAAAAUGGAACGGGACGAUGAUAAGAGGCAUACUUCGGACGACGACGAGUCAGAGAGAGAGUGAGGCGGGCGAGGAUAUGUCGUGGAACUGUCUGGUGAAUACUGUUCAGAAACAUUCUUAUGAAGCGCCUCGUUAUCAAUUUUUGGGUCAUAGAUGGUAACAGGUACUUGCUAAGAUCCUUUAUCUUUCAGUAAAUUGAGUCAAAAGCUGAGAAUUUGUGCCAUUAUUCUGAUCUGUUUGCUUUCACGUAAUCCUCCAAUGUAAAUAAAUGUGAGCUGAGGUUCUUUUGUAUGUAAGAUGCCUAUGUAGGAACCAUGCUCCAAGUUAUAGUUAUAGCCAAAAAUUCCCUUCCCAUUAAUGACUUCAA
Messenger RNA from Cucurbita maxima (winter squash), 1788 nucleotides. Its product is annotated as probable serine/threonine-protein kinase PBL5. NCBI's taxonomy places the organism in Eukaryota, Viridiplantae, Streptophyta, Magnoliopsida, Cucurbitales, Cucurbitaceae. The coding region runs from base 216 to 1484 and encodes 422 amino acids. Gene Ontology annotation, biological process: protein phosphorylation. Gene Ontology annotation, molecular function: protein kinase activity; ATP binding. The record is from RefSeq and is a predicted model, not a curated record. The transcript has 5 exons.